Molecule: messenger RNA, 3344 nt
Organism: Megalops cyprinoides (Indo-Pacific tarpon)
Lineage: Eukaryota; Metazoa; Chordata; Actinopteri; Elopiformes; Megalopidae
Gene: drc2
Product: coiled-coil domain containing 65
Exons: 9
Coding region: 254-1714 (486 amino acids)
Biological process (GO): axonemal dynein complex assembly; regulation of cilium movement; cilium-dependent cell motility
Cellular component (GO): axoneme; axonemal dynein complex
Source: RefSeq, a predicted model, not a curated record
GGAGCAACCGUAUUCUAUUCUGUGACGUCACUUGGAUCCCUACGUCCUUGUGCGUCCUGGCGUCACUACUGACCCGAAAUCGUUACACCCCUUGCUAUAAAGCUGUUGCUUUAGAGACGAGAUGUAAACGCUGCAGCACGAGAGACCCAUGUCGAGUUAGAUAAGUUGGUAGAAGAGAGGUAAAGCAGAUACAGGUGGAGAGAGACAGUGGUGCUCAAACACAGCACAUUAAGAGGGGAGAGGUGAGGCAAGUAUGCCAAAGGGAGCCAAGAAAGCAGCAGGAGGGAAGCAUGCGGGAAUGACGGAGGAGGAGAGACUGCUUGUCCUACAGCAGAGAACCCUGGCAGAGCAGCAGAUGGCAAAAAGAAAAGAGGACAUGCUCACUCAGUUCCUCAAGGACAAGCUGCAAAAGGAGGAGCGGAACAGCCAUGUGAACCGGCUCAAACUGACGGACAAGUGGCGGACGCUGUUCCGGCAGGCGCGGGCGGAGGAGCUACGCCACGAUAUCGCUGUGCUCAGUCAGACCUUUGAGAGGGUGGUGGAUCGCAAGGACAACGUCAUCAAGAGUCUGGUGUGUGACCUGAAGGAGGCAAAGCAGCAGUCAGAACACGCAAUGCACUCUCAUUUGGAGAACGUGGACAGGCUUGAGGUGCUCCAUAGGGACAGGCUGUCCUUGCUGGAGCAGGAAUGGAGGUUGCAGGCGGAGAAUCUCCAAGCUGAGUUUGACACUGAGAGGGAGAGGAUCAUGUGUCAACACCAGCAGGAGUGUGCUUAUCUGGAGGAUGUGGGCUUUGCUGUAGAGCAGCAUUACCACGAUUUAGAGAGUGAGGCUCGGCUGGACUACCAGAGCACCUGCGACGAUAUCAAAAACAAGACCAUUGAGGAGAAGAAUGCACUGCGCCUCCGGCUGGAAGGGGAAGUGGAGGAGCUGUGGCGGCAGCUCCAGCAGGCCAAGCAGAGCUAUGGCGAGGCCACGGAUGACCGGCGCAUGGUCUGCGAGGCACUGCGGGCACGCGACCAGAGCAGCUCCAGGGAGAUCGACAACCAGAUGAAGAAGCUCCAGAGGAUGCAGGACUCAAUCACGCUGCUGCGGUCCAGGCUGAGCUCCAGCCAGAGGGAAAGCGAGAUGACCAUACGCGAGCUGCGGGUGGUCAAGGAGAAGGUGGCUCUGCAGGGCCAGCAGCUCAAAGCCCACCUGAAUUACAUCCGUGCUAAGCAGAGGAGCCAGCUCUCUCAGCUCACCAUCCAGAGCAGUGCCGCCACCAAGAAGCUGCAGGCCAUCAUUGAUAAGGGGGAGAAGCUCAUAUGGCUAGCAGCCAGGUGCCGUAAGCUAGAGACGGAGAGGGAGAAGGUCCUGCCCUUCUACGGCACCUCCCUGAGCACUGAGGAGCAAAGCCAGGACAGAGCGCAGUGCAUGGAGCCCCCAACCAAUGAGCUGGCCCAGGCCAUGCACGACUACUGGAACCUGGAGGGGGUGUGGCAGCGCUACAACCAGGUGGAGCUGGAUCGGCUGUGCCUGCAGCGGGAGCAGGAGGCCCUGAGCGAGGAGAACGCACAGCUGCGGGCCCUGCUGCGCCAGUAUAUGGACGGCCUCUCUGUCAGCGACGAGGUCUUGCGCCGCCGCAACCCCCUGCUCAUAGUGUCCCGCCCCGCCCGCCAAGAGCGUGCGUCGCCACAGCGCGCCCGCACACACGUGGUGCAGCAUACACGUUAGGGGUAUGCUCAGAGGGUACGCUCAGCUCAUCCCUGUCCCCCCACCCACAUUCUUCUUUCACCUUUUGGAUUUUUCAUUCAGGGUCACAUCACACUAAAGCAAAGCAGCAAAACUCAUUCAACUCAGUCAUUACCUGCAGAAGCGCAGGGUCCCCAGGUGGGGCUGGUACACAGAGGUCCAAAUUUCUUUUUUUGCUUUUACCACCCCUGCUCCAGCAUCCAUCCUGUACAGGAAGGGAUGUAUCCUUCAUCUGCUAUCACAGCAGGGAUUUCAACUUUUUUCAAGUGCUUCACACAGACGCAAGAGUACAAGCAUCAGGGGAUCUACACAUCCUGUUUUUUUUUUUUUUAAACCCUCCUAUCUCUGAAGUGAUUUCCCUCUGCAGCACUGGAGUGUACCAAGCAGAGACUGGCUGAAGGAGAGGGAGCACCUGUCUCUCAGACAUACCAGGUGGCAUCCUGGGAGAGUUUUGUGAAAGGUGGUGUGUGGCUAUCACAUCCGUUCGCUGACAUCACUUUGUCUGUCCAGUGCACUUCUUUAACUGGGGUGUUCAGCCCCUCCUGUGGUUCGUUCAACAGCUAGACACACUGUACCAUUCUCCUUGUUGUGUAGCAUUCUCUCUUGUUCUGUUGAACAGAAGAGAAUGCAUCCAUUCUUUGAAUCAGGACCUAUAACUAGUGAAACAUGACUGUAUAACGUGGCAUAAGGGACUUUUUUUCUAAACUGCUCUGCACAGAUUCAGUCAUCUUCAAAAUGUGGAAUGCUAUUUCAGACACCAACCUGAAGAUCCUUUUUGAAGACCCUUUCUUCACAAAUAGAAUACACAACCCUCAUGCAUAGAAUACACAACCUCACAAGGGGUGAAAAUGGAUGCAUUAACUCUCCUUGUGUUGAAGGGGAGUGUCCAUCAAGAGUCACACUAACCCCUGCAGAUGAGCUGUCUGGGUUUUUCUCUUUUCUUAACUGGUUCUGUUGUUGAUGGCUCAUUGGCGCAUUCAUUUGCUGACAUCACCUUGUGCACUUCCUCAACCAGGUUUUCAUUCAAUGGCUGGACACUCUCUAGCGUUUCCUUCCCCAAUUUUGUCAUUCUAUUGGACAAAAACAAACAGAUCCAUUCUCCUUUACAUUUACAAGACAUUUUAUCAUGCUUAUCCAGAGCAAUUUACUAAAUUAGGGUACAGACAUCUUUGACGCAGGAUUACCGUCGUCCACUAAAAAAAUGACUAUUCAACAUCAUGGUCUUUUUGUGGAGUAACAACUGGGGUUUUUAUAUCAAGUACAAUCAUGUCAUGAUUCAAAUUUCCAAAGCAGAGAUUUCUCCAUCUGCAGAUGUAAUCUGUUGCGGAGUACAACAUUUUUUGGCAUGUCAUAGGAUCUACAGUACCAUCCUCUGCAAUGAGAUGAUGUGAACAGUAAUGCACAGAAACAGUCACGCUCUGCAGACUGAAAGCAGCACUGAGCUUUCAGCAGCCCUCAUACUGAUUCCAGCAGCUUUCCCAGUGUCAUCAAAAGGACACAGAGUAACAAAGCUCCAUGAAGGCUUGCUCAUGUGUUAUCACUCACAUGAAGAAGACAAAACAGUAACAGAACUGAGAAUAGUCUCAUAAAUUAUGCAUAUUAAACUUGUAUU